AUGGCUGAUUUGGAAGAAAAAGAUAUGGUUGAACGUUGGUCAAAAGGAAAAAUAAUCAAUCACAAAAAUAAUACAAUUUCAAUGAGUGCAAAUGCGUUACAGUGUAUGGGUUUUGAUCAUCAGCUAUUGGUUCAUUUUGUUGGGAAUGCACAUGCAGAUGGAAAAAUUAUGAAUAUGAACGGUCCCCGACAAAAAUUGCCUCAGUAUCUCCUUGUCAACAGUCUAGAACAGUUGAAAGAAAACGUUUACUUUUAUUUUCUUUGGGGUGACAGUUUAAACGCGUAUACAGCGUCUUUAGAAGGGAAACAAAUUAAUAUUGACCUAAAUCUUUUUGAUCAUGAAUGA
Messenger RNA from Paramuricea clavata, 345 nucleotides. The record is from the annotation of a GenBank genome assembly. Lineage: Eukaryota; Metazoa; Cnidaria; Anthozoa; Malacalcyonacea; Plexauridae.